AUGGAAGGCGACUGUAUGAAGGCCAUACUUAUCACAGCAAAUGUCGGUUCUAUAUUUGAAGAGCCGGAGACAAUGUUUCCUGAAUGGCUAAAGGCAUUCUUUCAGUGUUUGCAAACUCACAAGCCUGGACUGGUGGCAUUACAUUGCCAAGAAGUGGGUGGGAAAAAUUAUGAGGCUUCUAUGCAGCAUGUAAAUCAGUUCAUUAAGACACUGUUGGCAUCCGAAGAGCUGCACAAGUACGACAGAGCACGGAUAUUUUUAGAUGAAGACUACACGGCCUCGGACAAGUUUACUGCCCUGGGCAACAUGUAUUUUAUCCACGAAGAGGUAUCGGACGUUUUAAUAUGGGACUUUGUGG
Molecule: messenger RNA, 358 nt
Organism: Candidula unifasciata
Lineage: Eukaryota; Metazoa; Mollusca; Gastropoda; Stylommatophora; Geomitridae
Source: the annotation of a GenBank genome assembly